This is a messenger RNA of Manis javanica (Malayan pangolin), 1362 nucleotides long. The record is from RefSeq and is a predicted model, not a curated record. Lineage: Eukaryota; Metazoa; Chordata; Mammalia; Pholidota; Manidae.
AAAGACUCAGGGUUCCCUGAAUGGAGGAAUAAUUGUCUAAAGAAGUCAGCUUUUCAGACCUGAGCAGACAAGAGGAAGGUUCAUAAACUCAGUACAGACCAAAGUACAGAAGCAACUGCACUCUUUACGCCAGCAGAUCCUUUAAUUCAUUAAGGAUGGCAUGGAAGAGCAGUGGCCUAAUGAAAAUGUGCAGAUACCUUCCCUUGGUGAUUUUAUUUCUGCCAUGUGAGCUGACAUGUUCUGUUUUAACUGUGAAUGGUAAAACUGAGAACUAUAUUCUGGACACUCACCUUGGUGUCCAAGAAUCUCUGAAAUGUGCGGUUCAAAACCACACCAGAGAAGAAGAACUUCUCUGGUACCGAGAAGAGGGGAGAGUGAAUUUGAAAUCUGAAAACAAAAUCAACUCCAGCUCUGUCUGUGUCUCCUCCAUCAGUGAAAAUGACAAUGGCGUCACCUUUACCUGCAAGCUGCAGAGGGAUCAGUCUGUGUCCAUCUCAGUGGCGCUGAAUGUCAUUUUUCCUCCUCUCCUAAGUGGAGAUGACUUCCAAACAGUUGAAGAAGACAGUGAUGUGAAGUUGGUUUGCAAUGUGAAAUCCAACCCCCAGGCUCAAAUGAUGUGGCACAGGAACAGUAGCAUCCUGAAUUUAGAGAAAAACCAUCAUAUAGUCCAACAAACAAGUGAGUCUCUCCAACUGUCAAUCACCAAAGUCAAGAAAUCUGACAAUGGAACCUACAGCUGCAUUGCAAAUUCAUCUGUGAAAAUGGAGACCAUGGACUUUCACCUCAUUGUCAAAGAUAAAGUUGUGGCUGUGCCGGUAGAGCCCAUUGCUGCUGCAUGUGUCGUGGUAUUUCUGACAUUGUGCUUUGCACUGAUUGCUAGAAGAAAAAGAAUAAUGAAGUUAAUCCAGUGCCAAAAGGAGGCAACUAUGGCUGAGAGCCUCUGAGGAAAGGCCAGUGUGGCUGAGGCUGAGUUCACUACCCAGCAACAGGCACUCUCUUUAAAAUAUGGUAACAACGUGUUAUUCGGGGCAACAACGUCUCCCAUGAAGAGAUGCAGGUAACCCUUGUUCCAAUCCAAAGCAAAUUUUUUUCUACAAAGAAAGAAAUACUCAACUACUUAAGAAUCCUAAAGCAUUUUGAUUCAAGAAUGACAUAUUUUCUAGGUUCAAUAAAAGUGAUUAAUGCCGUCAAAAAAAUGAGACCCGGACCAGAGCAGAGCUGGCUGUAUUUCCAGCCACCUCUUCAUUGGUGUGUAUUUUUCUAGGUAGGAGAUUAACGAACAUUUGAGUUUCCUGUCCCUUGAGAUAUCUUGAUGCAUUCGAAAUGUUUAUCCAUGGGCCUUAGAAAAGCAGGCAAACUCAU